UGCAGGUAUGUGCCCACCCAUUGUAGACAUGGGCAGUUUGCCGCCAUGUGAUCUACUACUGGGUUUAAAAGCUUAUGGCCAAAAGAGAAGGGCACAGUAUACAAUCCUCCAUUGAAGCUUGUCUGAAGUGAACAUUGCACUGUCAGGGUGCUGCUGUAUUCUAAACAUGUCUGACACAGAGGAUGCCACAUACGAGGAACAACAUGCUGCAGACGACAAUGACGGAGAAGACACGAAACCCAGAAUAAAGCCUGGUUUUGUGCCCGGUUUGGCGGCCCCAAAGAUCCCAGAUGGAGAAAAGGUGGACUUUGAUGACAUUCAUCGAAAACGUAUGGAAAAGGACUUGACUGAACUCCAGACUCUGAUCGAAGCUCACUUUGAGAAACGCAAGAAGGAGGAGGAGGAACUUCUAAACCUCACAGAUCGCAUUGAGAAACGCAGAUCUGAGAGAGCAGAGCAGAUGAAGAUCAGAGCAGAGAGAGAAAGAGAACGGCAGAAUAAACUCGCUGAAGAGAAAGCAAGGAAAGAAGAGGAAGAGGCAAAGAAAAAAGCAGAUGAUGAUGCAAGGAAGAAGAUGAUUCUGUCCAAUCUGAGUUUCACUGGAUACAAGCAGACACAGACCGGUACGAAAAAGCAAACUGAGAGAGAGAAAAAGAGAAAGGUCUUAAAUGAUCGACGCAAGGAGUUGAACAUUGAUCACCUUAAGGAGGACAAGCUCAGGGAAAAAGCUAAGGAAAUGUGGGAGCAAGUACGCCAACUAGAGGCAGAGAAAUUUGAGCUUCAGUAUAAGUACACAAAGCAGAAAUAUGAGGUGACUGUGCUGAGAAAUCGUGUCAGUGAUCACCAGAAAAUCUCAAAAGGGGGCAGGAGCAAACGUGGCCUGAGGAAGUAACAUCUGACAUCAUCUGGAGACAAACUGACAUCAUCUGACGUGCAAAAGACAGAAUUAACAGCUUUUAAAUACUUGAACAAGUAAAACCAAAAAACAAUUCUCUUGAAAUGAUCAUAAGAUGCUCUUAAAUAAGUGAAAUAUCUGUGAAAUGUAGUGCAUGCAGACUUUAUGCUGCGUUUGUGAUCGUAAACUGACUGGGAUUUGACUGGUAGUUUGACUAAACUUAAGAUGGCAAGUUUCUAAUUAACCCAUAAAGACCCAAACAGAUACUGGCAACCAAAAGCAUCUACUGAUGGGUCAAGUCACGCGCCUAUUGACUUUGAAUCAAAAAAUUAGAAUUGAGAUAAUGAUUUCAAACUUUUUGC
Sphaeramia orbicularis (orbiculate cardinalfish) is the source of this 1257-nucleotide messenger RNA. RefSeq names its product troponin T, cardiac muscle isoforms-like. NCBI's taxonomy places the organism in Eukaryota, Metazoa, Chordata, Actinopteri, Kurtiformes, Apogonidae. Bases 167 to 892 code for a protein of 241 amino acids. The record is from RefSeq and is a predicted model, not a curated record. Gene Ontology annotation, cellular component: troponin complex. Gene Ontology annotation, molecular function: troponin C binding; tropomyosin binding; troponin I binding. The transcript has 13 exons. Gene Ontology annotation, biological process: cardiac muscle contraction; sarcomere organization; regulation of muscle contraction.